Acanthosepion pharaonis is the source of this 771-nucleotide messenger RNA. The record is from the annotation of a GenBank genome assembly. NCBI's taxonomy places the organism in Eukaryota, Metazoa, Mollusca, Cephalopoda, Sepiida, Sepiidae.
AUGUCUGUUCAUAUCUAUCUAGCUAUCUAUUUAUAUAUCUAUCAGUCUGCUCAUAUCUAUUUCAUUCUGUUCAUAUCUAUCUAUCUAUUACAGUCUGUUAAUAUCUAUCAUAGUCUGUUAAUAUCCUAUCUAUCUAUCCAUCUAUCUGUCUGUCUGUCUAUCUAUCACAGUUCUAUCUAUCUAUCUAUCUAUCUAUCUAUCUAUCUAUCUCUCUAUCUAUUACAGUCUGUUAAUAUCUAUCAUAGUCUGUUAAUAUCUAUCUAUUCUGUUAAUAUCUAUCUAUCUAUCCAUCUAUUUGUCUAUCUAUCUAUCUAUCUAUCUAUCUAUCUAUCUAUCUAUCUAUCUAUCUAUCUAUCACAGUCUGUUAAUAUCUAUCUAUCAAUCUCUGUCAGCAGUAAAAUAAUCCCGGACACAUCACCGUUAUUAAAUGGAAUUUGUCCUCCCCCAUCUCUCUCUCUCUCCUAUCUAUCUAUCUAUCUAUCUAUCUAUCUAUCUAUCUAUCUAUCUAUCUAUAUAUCACACAAAUCCAACCUGGGCGCUCGCCAAAACAGUUUAUCUCACAGCCAAGCGGAAAAGAAAGAAGAGUUAUUCCUUCUUUUAGAAUUACAAUUCUUAAUUCUGGCGGCUUUCACAGACUCCAGCACGUUUCAAUCUGAAGCAUCGAAAGAAAAUGCAACUCACUCAGUCAGCAGAGCAUUCAUAAUCCAUCUGUCUGUUCUUAGAAGUGUUUUUGUAUGUUCCUUUCUGUUAUGCAAGAGAAAAAAAGAAUGA